This is a messenger RNA of Penicillium taxi, 192 nucleotides long. RefSeq lists its product as uncharacterized. The transcript has a single exon. Lineage: Eukaryota; Fungi; Ascomycota; Eurotiomycetes; Eurotiales; Aspergillaceae. The record is from RefSeq and is a predicted model, not a curated record. The coding region runs from base 1 to 192 and encodes 63 amino acids.
AUGGACAAUUGCGUUGUUGGCAUUGCUGAUAGUAUCAGAAAUGAAUUCUUGAAUCUCAUCCACAAAUGGUCACAAAGGCUUGUCAUAUCUUGCAAAUACGUGAGACACAUUGUCUGGGUUUCGAUUGAUCUCGCCUGCCAAGAUGUAGGCUCCAACAAGGCUGCCCGUAGCACCCAUGCCGCUGAAUGGUAG